Messenger RNA from Mugil cephalus (flathead mullet), 1767 nucleotides. RefSeq names its product nanos homolog 1-like. Gene Ontology annotation, molecular function: zinc ion binding; mRNA binding. Gene Ontology annotation, biological process: oogenesis; negative regulation of translation. The coding region runs from base 156 to 848 and encodes 230 amino acids. The record is from RefSeq and is a predicted model, not a curated record. Gene Ontology annotation, cellular component: perinuclear region of cytoplasm. The transcript has a single exon. Lineage: Eukaryota; Metazoa; Chordata; Actinopteri; Mugiliformes; Mugilidae.
CUGCAAACUGGACCCAGCGAGAGAAGAGAGAGGACUCUCUCCCCCCCCUUUUGCCCUCCCCUCUCCGCUGACUGACCCAUGCUGACGGACACACGAUCCCACCAAACGCCUGCUCGCUGCUUCUGCGGACGCUGAAACUCUGCAGCUCUGACAGGAUGGAGUUCCUGGACCGCGGCUACCUGGACGCGCGGUCUCCGUAUGAUUACACCUUUAAUUUUUGGAACGACUACCUCGGGCUGUCGACACUUGUCGCCAAGAAUAAGAUCAACAGCCAGUCCUGCAGCCCCAACUCUAUAACCGAGUCUCUGAAGGCGACCCUGGGGCUGGAGGACGAGUCCCCGGUGUGCCCCUGCGUAAUUGGACACGGCAGGGACAGCGACGGACACUUGGACUGCUGCUGCUGCUGCGCGGCCCCGGGCUCCCCGCCGAUCUCCAUCUACGACCUGAAGGAGCGCAUCUCGCUGCUCAGACCGUACGAGCACCUCGCGGGCGGCGACGCGCAGCCGGGGGACAGAGACUCGCCCCCCUACAGGGGGAGCUUCCCCGGCCUGGACCUGCUCUCCAUGGAGCGGAGGCGCAAACAGACUCAGAGGGGCAAGCCGGAGCCGAAAGUGUGCGUCUUCUGUCGGAAUAACGGCGCGCCGGAGGAAGUUUACGGCACCCACAUCCUGAAGACGGCGGACGGGAGGGUGCUGUGCCCCAUCCUCCGCGCGUACACCUGCCCCCUCUGCAGUGCCAACGGCGACAACGCGCACACCAUCAAGUACUGCCCGCUGUCCAAAGACCAGCAGAGCCAGAGAGCGGCGAAGGGAGGCAGGGUGGUUGGCAAAAGGCUGAAAAUCUUCUAAUCCGAGGAGAUAAACGAAGUUGCACUGAAACGCUGACGCCCCCCAUUUCAUGCACAAGACAAGUCCGGGAAGAAUCCGAAGAACAACCACUGCUUGAUUUCUAAUGUUUCUUGUCUUUAUUGUCACUCUAUGGGCACAUAGUUUACACCUGGACGCAUUGGACGCAUUGUGCGCAGUCUCCCCCCUCCUCUUCCUCUCUCCCUCCCCUUCCUCCCCCCUCCCUCCCUCAGCUGUCUCUACAAGGACUCUGUAAUUAAAAAUGAACCAAAGUACUAUACAGAUCGACUUGUGAAUGACCACUCAUGCUGUAAUCAUAAAAGUUCCCGUGCAUGUCAGCAAGGCCGCUCUCUGUCUGUCAGCGACGUGCCAACACAAGUGAAUAUGCAGCGCUCCUGAUAGGAGGUGAAUGUUUAGCCCCCACUCCCCCCCACAGCCCCCACAGGCCCCACGGAUGUGAGAAAGUCCGAGAGGCCGUGCAAGAUGCAAGAUCUUUAUAUCCAGCACAUUUUUAUUUCACUCAGAUAAAUGUUUUUUCUACCAAAGGAGUUCACUUUUUCUACUUAGCCUAAAGGUAAAAAAAAAAAAUCUCUGUAUCGUUUCUAUGUUGGAUGUGUCUUAUAUUCUUUAUGUGAUUUCUAUGUGCAUAGCAUUUUACGACUGAAUGUGCAACAGUGGUUCACGCUCUUUGAGUCCUUUAUUUCUAGCACAAGUUCGGAGUGAUUGAUUUUCUCUUUUUUAAAAAAAACAAAACGUGCACCUGCAAUUCUUGUAAAUGUACAAACGAGUUUAGCAAUGAAAAGCCUGACAUUCCAAAGUCUUUAUCUGUCAAUAGAAAUGUUUUAUGUACUUAUUUUUACCUUAUGUACCACUGGGGAAUAUAUUCACUGUAAAUGACUUCUGAAUAAACAUGUAAUUUGCA